UGUAUGGGGCGGCGGCGGAGCCGGGUGGAAGGGGCUGCCCGGGCUCUGCCUGAGGCUGUCGCCGCGCUGAGUCGGUCCCUGCCAGCUGGGCCCAGCCCCGAAAUCUUCCGCCGUGCAAAGUUCGAUCGACCAGAGGCGGCUCCAGUGCUCUGGCAGCUUCUCUUGCGCGUGCUCUCACCUCUUGCUGCAAACAAUACCUGGACAGACCUUGCCCCAGAGGCCCAAGUCCGUGUGGUGAAGUCAGCACUGGGUUCCCAAGGCUACCCCAGGUCUGUGCUGCUACAACUUCCCGACGGGGCUUCUCAGGGAAGCCGCGAACUGCUGCUGGCCUUAUCCUGGCUCCUGGCCCGAGGACCCUUGCUUGAGCAACUGCUUGCCCAGACCCGUGUGCAGCUGGGUGACCAGUUGCCCCAGUGUGAAGCCCUAACCGGUCCUGGUCCUCCUGCACCCUUUGUGAAAACGAAGAGUCCUGUGGAUAUCCGACUAGUGGAAUGGCUGAUGGGAAAGCUGCGGUUUAGGUGGCGACGCCUCAUCUCUAGUCAGCGGGAGCAGUGUACCCUUCUCAGCAAGAUCCACCUGUACACCCAGGGGUGCCACAGCCAACAGAACCUUGGCCAUCUUUCUGUUGCUGAAACGGAGAUGCUUAGAGAUCCAGAGAGCGGCCAGCAGCUUCUGCAAGCACUGGAGAGGGAGAACAUUCGCCUGCAGGCAGCUCUGGAGUGGCGGCGCUGUGAGCUGGUCUUCUGGCAGUGGAUGGAUACGGUUUUGGAUGCCUGUUCCCCUGAGACUCCUGCUGUGACCUCACAGCCCACGAUGGUCCUGCCCGCGAUCUCUGAAGGUGGGCUUGGUGAACUGGAGUCGGUAAAACAAGAGUUGCAGGCCCUUCAGGAGGAGCUACGGGGAGCGGCUGCGCCCCGGUGGGCUGAGUGGGAAGCCCGGGUUGGAGGCCUAGGUCAGGGGCCAGAGUGGACCAAUUCAAGGAAGGCCUUGCAAGAUGUUGUUGAGCAGGAGUUGGCAGCCCUGCAGGGGUCCUGGGAGCAAUGCAAUACCCCUGCCCAGCCACAAAGACCCCAUCGACUGGUGAGAAGUAAAGAUGGGGCACCAAGACCCCAAGGCCUACAGGCAGCUGAGAUGAUCAGGACACUGAGCACCAAGGAGGCCUGUCUGAAGAAGGUGUUGCAUCAGCUGCAGCAUCAAUGUCGGCAGGAGCUGGCCAGGCUGACUGGCACUCUGCCUGGCUUGAUUUGGAUUCUGCCUCCUGGGCAUUGAAGGCCCUAAGAUGUCGCCAUCUGUGUAGAGGUCUGGGUAGGGUCUCAGAGGAGCAGACAGGGGUGGCAUGGAGCAGAGGUCCAGGCCUAUGUUCCCUCCAGGGCCAGGGCCUCCCUUUGCCUACAGUUUUGGUGUUAAAACAGGCUGGUCCCCUGAGAGGUUUGGAGGGGACCUAUAUAUACACAGUAGAGCUGUUCCUAGGGACAUCAGGCUUCUGCCGUCUUCCGCUGUCCCUUUAUUGUCCUCUUUUGGGUACACUGAGAUAUGUGUAGUGUAUGGCUGGCACCAUGCUAUAAUCACACAUGCCCCCAAGUACAGGAAGUAUUGGGUCUCUCCAAGCAGGACAGCUCUGGCUGCCUCCCUGAACCUCUUUCUUAGAUUCUGGCUUUAUGCCUCCUCCUCCCCCAGCAGAGCCUCCUCCUGUACUGGUCCACGGAUGUGCCUGGUGUGUGUGUGUUGGGGGGGAGCUGGAUGGGAGCCUGGGGGCUCUGCCUGGGAGAGCGGAGGAGAGGAAGCUGCAGUGCAAACAGAAGGCCUUUGUUCUGAAGGCUGCUGGGCAAGCCCAGCUCUCACAAAGCAGCCUGUGUCCAGGAUGUGCAUACAGCCUGGUGGGAUGGCUCUGUCCUAACCCAGUCUUCUCCCAGCCAGCAGGCUCAGGCAGGUUCCAUGCUCUGCAGCCCCACCUUCCUUCCAGUCCCCAGCUCCGAACACUGACCAGACACUGGACAGCCAGUAGGACCCGCCAGGCAACCUCUAGUCUCCUGCUUUUCCAGGCCAGAGGCCACUAAUGACCCUGGGAGUCUUGGACACUCUAGAACAUUCUUUCAUGGGGGUUUCCUACUUGCCUGAUGUGCCUGGUGGUGUGUGCUAGGGUGACAGUUCAUGUCUGGGGUACAGGUGACCUCUGGCCCUGAGGCAGGGCACCAUGCUGGUUUGUUCCAGUGAAUGUUCCCAGCACACUUCUGGAUGACCAAUGUCUAAUAGGUCCUUUCUAACUUUCAUGGACACAGCUCCUAGAGUCUCUGGAACGUCCUGGCUACUGCUGGGCCUCUGCUGGACUUCCUGUCCUGCCGCCCCUGUUCCUGCUUGGGAACACUUGUUCAGCUCUUCUUGCUGCUUCUACCUGUGGGAUGCGGCUCUGGUCCAGGGCCUGUGGGAACUUGACUGUCUGUCUCCUCAUGACUAUGAUUUGGGCUAUAACAAAUUUACUUAACCUCCCUGUCUGAAAACUGCCCUGCUAUAGGACUUCCAGUGAGCCCAACCUUAAACAAAUCCAAAGCAGACCCAGUGCUACCGGCUGUCAUUCUCCUUUGUUCUGCAGAGUCAGUGCAGCUCCCGUCAGAAUCCCGUGUGUGUGUGUGUGUGUGUGUGUGUGUGUGUGUGUGUGUGUGUGUGUAUCACCUCAGUGUGGGACUCGGAUGUCGGAUGUGAGGCCAUGUGAAGGCCUGUAUGGGGCAUGACCAUGGGACUCGUCCUUGGUCAAGUUGUCACCUGGGGAGGACCUCAGAGCUAGCUUUUCCACACACAAGGGCUUGAAAGAGCCCACAUUUGUGGUUUCAGUGCUGUGUCCUCAGUUCCCAUACAGUCAAGUAGGAAUAAAAUCUAGGGCUGGAGAGAUGGCUCAGUGGUUAAGAGCACUGACUGCCCUUCCAGAGGUCCUGAGUUCAAAUCCCAGCAACCACAUGGUGGCUCACAACCAUUUGCAAUGGGGUCUGAUGCCCUCUUCUGGUAUGUCUGAAGACAGCUACAGUGUACUCAUAUAUAAUAAAUAAAUAAAUCUUU
Messenger RNA from Arvicanthis niloticus (Nile rat), 3051 nucleotides. The record is from RefSeq and is a predicted model, not a curated record. Lineage: Eukaryota; Metazoa; Chordata; Mammalia; Rodentia; Muridae.